AUGACUUGCUGUGGCGGUGCAGUCUCUGAGCACGAGCUGGUGCUCGACUCAGCCGGUGACGGCGACGAUAUGAUUCCGGACAGGCCAAUCCCCUCCAUCCCGAGGACAGGAAACUUGGUCCUUGCCUCUAACAAGGUCGCCGAAAUUCAGGCUCCGGCAGAAGUGAGGAGCAAGAUCACAUGGAAGCCUGCUGUUGACAUUUUCUUUGACAAGAAAGACAGCACCGUCGCUCUGCUCAUGGAUCUGCCCGGUUUCACAAAGGAUGACGUCAACGUUGAAGUCGGCGAAGGGCAGUUGUACAUUUCUGGACCUCGAUCCAAGAAUGAACUCAGGGAGAAGUACGGAGCUAACCUUGUGCUAUCCGCCCACGAGCGACCCACCGGCUUCUUCUUCCGCGCAUUUCAAUUGGCGCCAAACGCCGUUGAGGACUCUGUCCAGGCCGUAAUGACGAACGGAAUUCUGGAGGUCAAGUUGUCGUGCAUUCAGACUCAUGAGAUGAAGAAGGUAGAGAUCGGGCUGCCUGGUGCAGCAUCAGGAGAGAAGGCAGCGAAGAAGUAA
Molecule: messenger RNA, 558 nt
Organism: Besnoitia besnoiti
Lineage: Eukaryota; Apicomplexa; Conoidasida; Eucoccidiorida; Sarcocystidae
Product: heat shock protein HSP20
Exons: 3
Coding region: 1-558 (185 amino acids)
Biological process (GO): response to heat; protein folding; response to hydrogen peroxide
Source: RefSeq, a predicted model, not a curated record